AUGGCGAACAAGAAGAAACCUUACAUCAAGAAGUCUGUUAACGGCGAGCCAGAUCCGCACCCGAAACAAUCUCAUGCAAGCGGAUCACAGCAAUCUCGCGGAGACUCGCUGAUUGAAUAUAAUCAGCCUGAAUCAUCUCCUUAUGAGUCUCCAACCAUCACUAUUCGAAUAGGACACAGAACAUACAGGAUUCCAGUAUGCUACAUCCAAAAUUACCCACAGUUCAGCAGUCCCCAGCCAUGGGAACCGCAUUACACCCUUUCUGAGGUGGAUGACGAGGUUGGUCACACCAUCGUGCACUUCUUGUGUACCGGUAAUUAUGAGACGCUCCGGACUGCAUCCGAGACAGGUGUGUCCAAGAUCGCAAUAGAAUAUAGGAGGAGCAUGCUUGUCUAUGAAGCAGCCAAUAAAUACGGUUUAUACGAUCUGAAGGCGUACGCGAAGAAGUACAUUGAGAUGUUCGGCAAGUCGAUGUCCAUUUUCGAUAGAAUGGAGGCUGCAAGAGAGAUAUAUUCCAAACUUCCCAAGGAUGAGAUUUGGCUUACCGGCUACAUCUACAAACAACUUCAAAUUGCUUUCUCACUGGACAGAAACAUAUUUCAGCGCGUUGACUUCUAUGACGGUGUUGGGAAAGACCCUAAUUAUGACAAAGACGUGAUGAAAAUGGUUGUGAACAUCUACUCUGAGGUACUGUCUAGACAGGCCAAUGAGACUACCCUUGAGGGGAGCAUCGCUGAAAAGGGCGCUGCGGAGGAUUGUGCUGCGGAGGACGGUGCUGUGGAAGAUGGUGUCGUGGAAGAGGGUGCUGUGGAAGAAGGUGCUGUGGAAGAAGGUGCUGUGGAAGGUGCUGUGGAAGAAGGUGCUGUGGAGGAUGGUGCUGUGGAGGAUGGUGCUGUGGAGGAUGGUGCUGUGGAGGAUGGUGCUGUGGAGGAUGGUGCUGUGGAGGAUGGUGCUGUGGAGGAUGGUGCUGUGGAGGAUGGUGUUGCGGAAGAGUGCGGUGCUGCGGAGGAUGUUGGAGACGACGGCGCCCUUAAAGAGGCCGUCAACCUCGGCAUUCCCUCACAACCUUCAGGCACAGCACUCAGCUUCGAAUGGGACCACUGGACUUCGAGCAGCAAAAUGGGAGAUUCUUUCUCCGGAUACAGUCAAUGGAAGUAUGAGAAAGACACGAACUCGUUGUAUCCGGAAAACAAAGCUGAGGAGUCGGGCGGGUUCAAUGCUGCUUACGAAGGGAUCAAAUCCAAAAAGAAGAAAGAUAAAAAGAAAAAAAGCAAUAAAGAUAAGAAGGUGGAAGAACUGGCAGAGCCAGUUCCGGAGUGCGGGUGUUAA
Molecule: messenger RNA, 1329 nt
Organism: Aspergillus fumigatus Af293
Lineage: Eukaryota; Fungi; Ascomycota; Eurotiomycetes; Eurotiales; Aspergillaceae
Exons: 2
Coding region: 1-1329 (442 amino acids)
Source: RefSeq, a predicted model, not a curated record